UCGUCAUUGAUGAAAUCACGCACCAUCAAUUACUACAAUGACCACAAUCCAUAGCACGGUUUCAUGACCGUCACACGGGAGAGGAGCGCCACUAGCUAACUCUAUACCACAGCUAGCUAAAUGGUUUAACGUGUGUAUUUAGCAUAUUAUUUGAAAUUGUCCGUUAUCUUACAAGAAGAAUAGCUAACAACCAACGUGACUGAAUGACAGACUGCUUGCUAGCAGUCAUAUGAUAGCAGGUCGCAAUGCAUUCAUGAGUCAAACCAAACGACGAGAAGGGAACUGACUUUAUGAUUUGAAGCACAAUGACCACGUCAUUGCAUUGGUUUCUCAUGAAUUUGUCCUGGAUCAAGGCCACAUUGUGAGGGCAGGAAGACAGCGUUACAAAGGACCAUGAAUCUUCACCAAGUCCUUACUGGGGCCGUCAACCCAGGGGACAAUUGUUUUUCUGUAGGUAGCAUAAACAACCAACCAUUCACGGCAUAUGCCUCUGGCUGUGACGUUGUGAUUUUGGGCAGUGACUUUGAAAGGCUACAGAUCAUCCCAGGAGCGAAGCAUGGGAACAUCCAGGUGGGCUGUGUGGACAGCUCACUACAGGGAGGCCAGGUUGCAGCUUCCUAUGGAAGUAUUGUCUGUGUCUUUGAGCCGGUUCAGCUCAUGAAUCAGAAGGACAGGACAUCAGCAGAACUGAGCUACCAGUGGCAGAAGAGUGGACAGUUUGUUUUGCAGUCCAUAGUGCGUAACCUGGCCUGGGACCCCACAGGCACUCGUCUCUUAACUGGGUCCGCUAGCCUGCAGCUGUGGUCCAAUAUCAGCGAUGGUUUUGAUGAGGCAGGGGAACAGACAGACAUGACAAUUGGUGACCCUCAGUGUCCCUGGAGGUGUAUCUGGCACUGCAAAACCGCCUCCCCAAUUCAGCUCAUGAAGUUCUCUCCAGAUGGAGAAUUCUUUGCUACUGCCGGACAGGACGACUGUCUGGUCAAAGUGUGGUACGGCACGAGCAAAUGGCAGUCUGGCGUGACCAAGCUGUUCACCCCACCGGAGCACAACGCUCAGGGCGAGCUCGACUUCUCUUUUGUCUACCUGGCACACCCACGCACUGUAACAGGCUUCUCCUGGAGGAAGACCAGCAAGUACAUGCCACGGGGUUCAGUGUGCAAUGUUCUACUGACAUGCUGUAAGGACAGUGUGUGUCGCCUGUGGGCCGAGACCCUGCUUCCCAGUGACAGCUUGCUGUCCGGACACACGCUCAGUCACAUUCAUAAUAACGGACAGAGCAGCGACUCACUGAAAUCGUCAAGCAGCAAGAAGACUCCCUCUCGUAUCAAAACACAGGACAGGAAUUCCCUGGAGUUGAAUCUGCAGGAGUCGUGGAGAGCCCCCUUGAGAGGUGUGGCCCAGCCCUCCCUAACCGGCCGCCUCCCGACCCAGCAGAACAGUCACCACAACCACAAGACCAACAGCGUGCCCCAUGCCAACGCUCUCUGCCACUUCCACAUCGCUGCCAGCAUCAACCCUGCCACAGAUAUCCCCCUGCUGCCCUCUAUCACGUCGCUGUGUGGGGGAGAUGACGAGGAGCCUGGCGGGCCCUUCACCGUGCACUGGCUCAACAACAAGGAGCUGCUUCUCACCCUGGCCAUGGAGGUGUUCCUGCAGCAGCUCAGAGGCAGUGUGGAGCAGAACCACUCGGAAAACUCCCAGGAGGAGCUUGACUAUGAGGAGGUAGAGGAGGCUUCUAGGCGAGCGGCAGAGGGAGGACCCGAUGUGGCGUCCACCCAGCUGCCUGCUGCAGCGGUGGAGCACCAGGUAGAGGUGCUACUGGAGGACUGGAACAGAGGGGCAGACAUGCUGUUCAGUAUCCACCCCAUGGAUGGCUCUCUGCUGGUGUGGCAUGUGGACUGGCUGGAUGAAUACCAGCCCGGCAUGUUCCGGCAGGUCCAGGUGUCCUUUGUGUCCCGGAUUCCUGUGGCCUUCCCCACGGGCGACGCCAACUCCCUGAGCCGCAGCGUGGUCAUGUACGCCUGUAACAAGAACGUGGACCUAGCCAUCCAACAUGGCCGCCAGCGGCCUGCCGGCCUGCCACAUUCCUCGUCGGUGCUGAUUCCCUAUGGCCAGAGCAAGGCGACCUCCUACUCCAGCAGCCUCCGCCUCAGCAUCUUCACCCCCAACGUGCUCAUGAUCUCCACGCACUCCGAUGGCUCCCUCAACCAGUGGGCGGUCAGCUUCGCAGAGGAGUCGGCCUUCUCCACUGUGCUCAGCGUGUCCCACAAGUCACGCUACUGCGGCCACCGCUUCCACCUCAACGACCUGGCCUGCCACUCCCUGCUGCCCCUGUUGCUCACCACCUCACACCACAAUGCUCUGCGUACCCCUGACGUGGACAGUGUCCCCGCCCCCUUGACCACCCUUUCUCAACCCUUUGGGGGCGGGCCCAGCCGGGUGUCCCUGGGCGCUGUGUCGCAGGACCCCAACGCCAUCUAUAGCGAGCUCAUUCUGUGGAGGGUGGAUCCAGUGGGACCUCUGUCCUUCUCUGGAGGGGUGUCUGAGCUGGCCAGGAUCAACUCUCUCCACUCCUCCGCCUUCUCCAAUGUAGCCUGGCUGCCCACACUUAUCCCCAGCAACUGCCUUGGUGUCUACUGCAACUCUCCCAGUGCCUGCUUCGUGGCCAGUGACGGUCACUCGCUGAGGCUUUAUCAGGCUGUUAUUGAAGCCAAGAAACUACUCAGUGAGCUCUCCAACCCAGAUAUUUCAAAAUAUGUCGGGAAAGUUUUUAACAUCAUCAGCCAGCAAUCGACUGCUAAACCAGGUUGUAUCAUCGAGCUAGAUGCCAUUACUGACUUCCAAGGAAAGGAGACUCAGCUGCUGCAUGUGUUUGAAGAGGAUCUGAUUCUGGGCAGUGAGCGGAGAGAAGCCACUCAGGAAGCUCCCGCUAUAGAGACUGCCUCCAGCCAGCCAGGCUUCUCCGCCCGCUUCUUCCUGGUGGUGGUAGAGUUCACCAAGACUGGCAGGUCUUUCCUGCAUAUGUGGCACCUGCAACUGGCAGCUGGCCAAAUCACUAUGGACGAGACCGGCGCUCCGCCUGAAAAGGAGAAUAUGACCUCGUCGCCAAUGAACAGCUCCUUUAGCUUUGAGACGUUCAGCUCCCCCUCGGCCCAGAAGAACAAGCCUUACACGUCCAACCUGCAGAGUGCCAGUCGCCUCACCCUGGCCACUCACAGGUUGUACAGCCAGGAGCUAGCUCUUCCAGAUGGUGUUGAGGUGAUCAGUGUCACGCCCUCAGCAGGUCAUCUGAGCGCAUCCUCCCUGCAGCCGGCAGGUGGCGCUCCAUAUCUCCUGGCCACUUCCUGUUCAGACGGGAAGGUGAGGUUCUGGAGGUGCAGGGUGGCUGCAGUGGAGCCAGACACCAAGGAGCUGACGUACACCUGGGAGGAAUGGCCUCUAUUGGUGGAGGAGGGGCUGGGCAACAGCAGUGCUGUGACCGUGUCAGGCAGACCAGUCACGGUCAGCUGUUGUCACACCAGCCGCAUUGCAGUGGCCUACCGACACAACCCUAGCCCUCACCUGAGCCCUAACCACCUGAGCCCUAACCCUCAGCAGGGUGUCAGGGAACCACUGGUCCAUGUAGGGUUAUUCCAGUGUGAGUCCACAGGUGGCUCCCACUGGGUGCUAGAGCAGACCCUCGUCCUGGAUGCCUCCACUCCCACUGGUAACAACAACAAUAACAUGGAGAGUGGCGUCAAGGACCUGAAUGUGGAGAAUAAUAACCUGGACAUCUAUCUGCCCAAUGACGACUGCCUGGGGACCUCUGGUAAGAGUCUGGUCCACCUGGACUGGGUCUCCAGGGAGGACGGCUCCCACAUUCUUACUGUGGGGAUUGGUUCCAAACUCUACAUGUAUGGCCUGCUCUCUGGCAAACCUCCUGAACUGGGCCUGUCUGAGGGCCCCAGGGAGCAGAGCUCUUCCCGCCUGGUCCUCCUGCGCUCCGUGGACCUGGUCUCCUCCGUGGAAGGCUCCCUGCCCAUCCCCGUCUCCCUGUCCUGGGUGAGAGACGGCAUCCUGGUGGUGGGCAUGGACUGUGAGAUGCACGUGUACUCCCAGUGGCAACCCCCGGCCCUGGCCAAGUCCACGGCCUCGAACACCACCACCACAGACAUGGGCAGCGUGUCAUCUCUCCUGGCUGCAAUGAAACAGAGCCAUGAGGAGGGCCUGAACCCCGUUCCUCCCAAGAAGAGCUUGACCAGGUCCAUGACCAGCCUGGCCCAGAAGCUGAGUGGGAAGAGGACAGUGUACGACCUGCCUGCGGAGAUGGAGGACUACGGGCUGUUUGAGGCGGCACACCACCUGUUCCCCACCCUGCCACAGUACCACCCGGUACAGCUGCUGGAGCUCAUGGACCUGGGGAAGGUCCGGCGGGCCAAGGCCAUCCUCUCCCACCUCGUCAAAUGCAUUGCCGGGGAGAUUGUGGCCCUCAAAGACAACGGCACCAACCAAGACAAGCGUCUCCGCUCGCGCACCAUCAGCGCCGGCGGCAGCACCUCCAGAGACCCCAAGCUCUUCAGCAAGGGCGAGAGCUCGGACUACACAGAGAUUGACUCCAUCCCUCCCCUGCCCCUGUACGCGCUGCUGGCGGCCGACGAGGACUGCUCCCCCAAGCCCAAGGACAAGGUGGCCAGCUUGAGUGGAGACAGUGGCCACGGGUCCAGUCAGACGGACGCCUACGAUGAGCUCUUCCAGAGCAGCGGGGUGGGUGUGGACGACCUGGAGCAUAUGGAUAGCGACCAGGAGGACGGCGGUGCUAAGGUCAUAGACCUGUCUCAAUAUAGCCCCACCUUCUUUGGGCCAGAGCACGCCCAGGUUCUGUCCAGCCACCUGCUCCACUCCAGCCUGCCGGGCCUGACCCGCAUGGAGCAGAUGUCCCUCAUGGCCCUGGCUGACACCAUCGCCACCACAAGCACUGACAUCCGGGAGAGCCAGAGCAGGGGUAAAGGUGGAGAAACUUUGGAUGAGUGCGGUCUGAAGUUCCUGUUGGCUGUGAGGCUCCAUACGUUCCUGCUGACCACCCUGCCUCCUGCCCAUCGCGCUCAGCUGCUUCGCCAAGGUCUGUCCACAUGUCACUACGCCUGGGCCUUCCACUCCGAGGCUGAGGACGAGCUGCUCCACAUGUUACCUGCCUUGCAGAAAGGAGACCCCACCUGGCCCGAGCUCCGCGCCAUGGGCAUGGGCUGGUGGCUCAGGAGCACCAAUAAACUCCGGAGGUGUAUAGAAAAAGUCGCAAAAGCGUCUUUUCAAAGGCAGAACGAUCCUCUGGACGCCGCCAUCUUCUAUCUCGCUAUGAAAAAGAAAGCGGUGGUCUGGGGACUGUACAGGUCUCAGAAGAAUGCUAAAAUGACUACGUUCUUCAGCAACAACUUCGGUGAGGAAAGGUGGAGGAGGGCUGCCUUGAAGAACGCCUUCUCUCUGCUGGGGAAGCAGCGCUUCCAGCACUCUGCAGCCUUCUUUCUUUUGGCAGGCUCCCUCAAGGACGCUGUGGAGGUUUGCCUGGAGAAGAUGCAGGACCUGCAGCUGGCCCUGGUGAUCUCCCGGCUCUAUGAGUCCGAGUUUGAGACGUCCUCCACCUACAAACGCAUCCUGCAGAGGCACGUGCUGGGCCAAGACCGCCAGCUCCCCGCCCACCAGGACCCCUUCCUGCGUAGCACGGCUUACUGGGUGCUGGAGGACUACAGCCGGGCCCUGGAUACUCUGUUGGAGCAGCCUGCUGCCCCAAACCUAGCGUCCUCUACUCAGGCUGGCCACACAACUCAACCAGGUAGUACCUCGUCCACGUCCCUCUGUAGCCCGGAGGUCUUCAACUUCUACACCUACCUCCGCACACAUCCCUUACUGCUGCGCCGCCAUUUUGGCUCGUCUGAGAAGACCAGGGUGGGUCUGACAGCGGAGGGUCGCAUGGCAAACUCAAUCAGCCUGGUGGAGAGGAGGCUGUUCUUCACCGCAGCCUACGCUCACCUGCAGGCCGGCUGCCCCAUGCUGGCCCUGGAGGUCCUCUCCAAAAUGCCCAAAGUCGUCAAAAGAUCCAAGCUCCCCCAGGACGAUACCACCAACCCCGACCUGAGCGAGACGAAAAAGGAACAGGCGUCAGAUUUGGACUGGUCUCAGCCCGCGUUGAACGGCUUCGAGUCUGUGUCAGACAGCUUGUCCAAUAGCCAAUCGGACUCUGUGCUGAGUUUUGACUGGGGCCAGCCCUCUGUGUCGGUUCAGGAUGAAGCCCUGGAGUUGAAAUGGGACAGCGACAAGGAGGAGGAAGAGGACGAAGACGACGAACCACAGGGCUUGGCCAUGAAGAGUGCCGACAACACCAGUAGUGUCUUUCAAGACGCCAUCUCUCCAUUGACGGAGACGCUGCUGGACGAGGGUGACUUCCUCAUGCCCUCUGAGGACAUCCUGGCCGCUCAACUCAAAUUCAGCGCCUGCCUAAAGAUCCUGACCACGGAGCUGCGGACUCUGUCCACAGGUUACGAGCUGGACGGGGGGAAGCUCCGCUACCAGCUGUGCCAGUGGCUGGAGAGGGAGGUGGUGGCCCUGCAGAGGUGCUGCAGCUACAAGCCCUGCCUGCCAGAGCUGGCCCUGGGAAUGGCAGGGCCGGGUGGAGAGGAGGAGGCCCAGGCCCACCCUGGUGAGGCUCAGCGCACCCGCAGACACUGGCUACAGAGCAACCAGCCUCUCCUGCGCAUGUUCCUCAGCUACUGCAGCUUGCACGGCUCCCACGGAGGAGGCCUGGCCUCGGUGCGCAUGGAACUCAUCCUGCUGCUUCAGGAGUCUCAACAGGAUGACGGUGUCCAGUCAGCCGUCGCCCCCUACCUGCACCACGCCUCCAUUCCUCUCCUGCUGGCCUGCACUGCCAGUGCCAAGACAGUUGUGGCCAACCCCAUCGUCCAUCUGACCAACCUCACCCACGACAUCCUGCACACCAUCAACGCACUGGACUCCCCGCCACACCCAGACGUCGUCAACAACGAGAUCUAUGUGAUGCACACACUGGCAGCCUCGCUGUCCGCCUGCAUAUACCAGUGUCUCUGCGACGGCCACAACCACAGCCAUGUGAACCAGUUCACUGGGAUAGUGUACCAGAGUAUCCUCUCCUUCCAGCACCACUCGGUACGCACUGUGAGCAUGGAGGAGACUGUACUGCCCAACACCCACCCAGCACAGUGGCCAGGUAUCAGUACCCUGAUCCGCCUGUUGAACUCUGCUGGUGAGGAGAGCCAGCCAGGCCUGGCCGUGUUACUGUGUGAGAUCCUGACGGCUGUCUUCCUCAGCCUGUUUGUGCACGGCCUGGCCACUCACUCCAGCAACGAGCUGUUCCGCAUCGUGGCCCACCCGCUCAACAGCAAGCUGUGGGUGGCUGUGUUCGGAGGGGGGGCGCGUACCCCCAUCACAGAGAAGCCCAGUAAGGCCAAGUCACCUCCAGCAGCCAAUGAGGAGUUCGAUAGGAAGCCCAGGCGCUUCAAGCUGCUGUCGUCGUCACCACGCAGUGCCUCCAGAGAGGGGCCAGAGACCUCCAGCCCAACCAGCCCUGUGGUGGAGCAAGAGACCUCCAUCUUCAAAGAGCACUUUGUACCCCCGGAGCUCAGCAUCUGGGACUACUUUAUCGCAAAGCCUUUCCUCCCUCCGUCAGAGAGCAGGGUGGAGUACGACUCGGAGGAGAGCCAGGGCAGUCAGGACGAGGAUGAUGAUGAUGAAGACGAGUUUGGAGACUUUGACCCCAACUCUCCUAGCCGAGAACAUUCCAAUCCCAACUCCUACAGUUGGUGUCUGAUGCGUCUGGCCAUGGUCCAGCUGGUCCUAGGCAACCUGAAGUCAUUCUACCCCAUGGCAGGACACGACCUACUAGAUCUACCUGUGGGCUCUCCUCUGUGUCACGCGGUGCUGAAAACCCUCCAGCGUUGGGAGCAGGUGUUGCUGAAGAGGCUGGAGAUCUUCGGGGGGCCGCCCUCCAAGUACAUCUCCACACACCCUCUGGACGAGACGGCUGCCUCGGGCCCCGCCAUCCUCAGACACAAAGCCCUGUUUGAGCCCUCCAACACACCCUUCAGGUCCAGUCACCACUCUGCCCUGCCUGUGAAGAGGCUGUGGCAGUACCUGGUCAAACAGGAAGAGGUGCAGGAAACGUUCAUCCGCAAUAUUUUCACCAAGAAACGAAACCAAAACGAGUCGGUUGAGGACCUCAAUGAAAAUGACAAAUGUUCAGGGAUGGAGGAGCCUAGCUGUAACCAGAGCGAGGCAGAUCUGGGCUACCCCGGAGGCAAGGCCCGGAUCAUCCACAAGGACUCGGACAUCAUUACCGCCUUCGCCAUCAACAAGGCUAAUCGGAACUGCUUAGUCAUGGCCUCCACUCAUGACAUCCAGGAGCUGGACGUGUCCUCCAUCUUGGCCACUCAGAUUCUGACGUGGAUCGAUGACGAUACGGAGGCCGAGGCCAAAGGUGAUGACUUCCUGGUGAUCCAGGCCCGGGAUGACUUCAACACCCUCCACGGCACCACCCCCUAUACCCACAGCAGCCUAGGGACGCCCAUCAACAUGCCCUGGCUCGGGGGCCUGCAGACGGGGAGAGGCGCUGCCGUGCUCAUCAAAAGGAACAUCAACAAUGUGAGAAGGAUGACCUCCCACCCAACCUUGCCUUACUACUUAACAGGAGCGCAGGACGGAAGUGUCCGGAUGUUUGAGUGGGGCCACUCUCAGCAGAUCAUCUGCUUCCGAAGUCCAGGCAAUUCCAGAGUCACACGGAUACGAUUCAACCACCAAGGAAACAAGUUUGGUAUCGUUGACGCUGACGGAGCCCUACGUCUAUGGCAGACCAAUACGACUGGGAACACCCCUAAACCCUACCUGACAUUGCAGUGCCAUAAUAAGACGGCUCACGACUUUGUGUUCGUGGGCUCAUCCUCCCUCAUAGCCACAGCAGGGCUGUCAACAGACAACAGGAAUGUGUGUCUUUGGGAUACAUUGGUGAAUCCAAUGAACAGUCUAGUGCACGCCUUUAGUUGUCAUGAGUCGGGGGCCACAGUGCUGUCGCUGGCCCCCAGGCAGCAGCUGCUGAUCACAGGUGGCAGGAAGGGCUGGAUCAGCGUGCUGGAGCUCCCCCACAGGCACCAGCGCCAGAGCUUCCAGGCCCAUGACUCCCCCGUCAAGGCCCUGGCUGUGGACCCCACCGAGGGCAGCUUCAUCAGCGGCUCUGCCGAGGGCAACAUCAAGGUGUGGAGCCUGUCCACGCAGUGCUUACUGCAUCAGUUCCCCAACGAGCACGCUCGCCAGUCCCUGUUCCGGAAUCUGGGCACGGGCGUGAUGCAGAUCGAGGUGGGCCCGGCCAACCACAUCUUUUCGUGUGGUGCCGACGGUACCAUGAAGAUGAGGAUUCUCCCUGACCGCUUCAGCGUCAACAAUGGCAAUCUGAAGAACGACGUCAAGUUCAUCAUUUAGCUAACUAAGCACAGCCUCAGCUUGUGGUUUACGUGACCAAGACUGCCUUUGUUUGCACAAGUUACUGCAAGAUGAAUGUGGAGGGACUGUCUGUCUGCACAAGGAGAGGACACUCAAAAACGGACGCAAGCUUCCUCCUCUCACCAGUGAUCACUUUUCUAAGGCAAUCAUCAUAUUGGAAUCUUACAUGUCAAGAUGAGUCAUGUAGAGAUGAGAUGAUCUGUGCAGUGUAUGAUUUGGGAUGUCAGGUGUUUCUACAGUCCUCUGCAUCCAUUUUAAGACUGUAAAAUACUGACAUCCCUGCUUGCUUGAGUUGUUAAGGCCAGUUGAUAUAAAGCACAUUAUCGAAUCAUAAGGAAUUCGCUUUGUUUGCUCAUAAAUAAGGUAAAAUGAUAUGCAGUGCAUAGUUUAGAUCCCAGAGAGCAAGCCAAGCCUUAAGUAUAAUAUUCUGUUUCGUAUUGUUGUGGUCUAGAUUCAAAACAGUGGUGAUGUGUCCUUAUAAAUCUAACUCAUACUGGUACUGCACCCAUUUCCCCUAGGUAUUGUUGAGUGGUAUUUAGUUCUGGUUGAACCUUGUGUGCAAUUGACCAAUCAAGUGAUCUUCAUUUUAUUGAGGUACACACAUAGCUUUAAGGACCCACUUAUCAGGGAAACCCAAUAUAAUUGGUCUGUUCUUCCCCUUGAUUAUUUGAGAGAGAAUUCUGUAACUAUCAAGUAGCUUAUAGUAACACCACGUAAGCACCCUAUUCUUUAGCCAAUAAGAGAAAGAGAGCACUAAUUUCAAUGAGUGUCUUGAGUAAGAAACUUUUAUUCCAACACAGCACUUUCCUCCUCCCAUCCCCAAAUCAACCACAUGCAUAGAUAAAUCACUUAAAUUGUGGAUUUACCUUUGCUGACAUGAAAUUGACUUUACAAACUGGUUAACUAGCUUGUCAGUGAGGAUUCAUUUAGACAAGCAGCCCAAUCUUUUAUCCACUAAUUGGUCUUUUGACCAAUAUAUAGUAUAGAAAGAAUAUAUAGUAUAGAAAGAAUGUGGGUACUUGUGUGGUUUGAACAAUAGCUUUUUAUUUUUACAAAAUGCAUUGCCUUCAGGAAAUGACCUUGUAACUUAUAGAUUGAAUCUAGGCCCAUGUAUAUUGUGAUAUCUAUUAUUCCCAAUAACUUCAUCCCCUUUGCAUAUUGUGUCACAGCUGCUGUAGACAAAUCUAUAUUUGGGGUAUAAGCUGGAGAAAAGGAUUUCUUAAAAGUUAUUGCAUUCUGUAAAUAGAACAAACUACACCUCACAACUUUACUGUGAUGCUUUAUGAAGACAAUUCUGUGAAAUACCAGUAAUAUUUAUGGAUUGUGUUUAAACAAUAGUGCCUGAUCAUGAUGCAGAUAUAAGAAUCAAAGUACAUUGAUUUAUGGUUAGAGCGUUGGGCCAGUAACCGAAAGGUCGCUGUGCUCUUGAGCAAGGCACUUAACCCUAAUUUCCUCCCGGGGUGCAGUACAACUAUGGCUGUCCCUGUAAAACACAUUUCACUGCAUAGUAAUUGAAUAAAAUCUUUAAUCAAUGUGUAGGAGAUAUGUUAAUUUCCUGAUACAAAUUGCUUAGUGUAAUAUGCUAUCGCAGACAAGGGAUGAGUAUUUAACUAGAACCAUCAUAUACAAUAGGGGUUCCAUCUUUUUCUUCCUUUACACUGUGAAUAUGCUCAGAAAGCUAAUUUUAUGAAUAUGUUGAUUAAGUCAGAUUUACAAGUGUAAUAUAAUAAAGCAACUUAUUGUAAUGUA
Messenger RNA from Oncorhynchus kisutch (coho salmon), 11244 nucleotides. RefSeq names its product Dmx like 1 (gene dmxl1). Bases 394 to 9474 code for a protein of 3026 amino acids. Gene Ontology annotation, cellular component: RAVE complex. Gene Ontology annotation, biological process: vacuolar acidification. Gene Ontology annotation, molecular function: protein binding. The record is from RefSeq and is a predicted model, not a curated record. The transcript is spliced from 45 exons. NCBI's taxonomy places the organism in Eukaryota, Metazoa, Chordata, Actinopteri, Salmoniformes, Salmonidae.